GGGGAAAAGCAUUCAACCCCCGUCCACUUUACCCUAUUAUUGCAUUUUCUUUCAUGUAUUCUUUUCUUUUUAAUGGUUUAGUUUACAACUAAGCCCGAAUUUAUAUAAAUAUUCUUAAUCGCCGGUAAAGGCGUAUGGUUUAAUUCGGUGAUAACGUGUAAAUGAUUUUCUCUUCUGUACGUGUGUGUUUCCUAGUAUACUACUGUACCGACUCACUUACCUAUUUACUUACUAACUUGCAUGAACGCGUAACAUUUUUUUGAUCUGGAAUGAUUUAAAAACAAUGAGGGAAUGCUACCAGCUCCACAAGUCGCAGUGAGACCAUCUUCAAGGUCUGGCAGUAAACAAGAAAAUCACGAAGAAUUUUUGAAUUCUGGCGACCCUGUCGAUAAUUCUGAUACCAAGCAGGAUAAAAACCGAGACGGUUCGAAUAGCAUGGGAGACGACCUAAAUGUUCAAAAUGAAUCGCAUAUGAAUCACUUGGAUAAAUCUGAAAGUGACGACGAUGACGACGAUCAAGACGAUAGUCCAAAUCGAAGAGCAGGACGUGGACCGGCUACUGUUCUAUUGAGUAGUCCAUCUCCGGGAACCAGCUUUUGGGCUUCGGCGAGUCGUCCCACCAGUCCCGGUAUACCCGAUAACGCCAGCGAAGCGUCUUCUGUGAUGCCGAUAUCUCAGCAAAAUGCAGCAGCCGCCAAAAAAAGAGAAAAAUAUAACCACCUUUCGUAUUGGAAAGCCAGAAAGGUGACAUUCUUCAAAAAUGGCGACCCUUAUUUCCCCGGAGUUGUGUUUAGAUUCAGACCAGGCAGAGAUGUAGUUAGCUUAGAAUCGUUAUUAGAUAAACUUUCGUCCAAAAUGGAUCUACCUCGUGGAGCCAGGUUCAUCUUCAAUAUGGACGGUGCUCAAAUUAUGAAUUUAGAAGAUUUAGAAGAUGGAGGAUGGUACGUGGUUUCAUCGUUCAAGAGUUUCAAGAAUACCAGUUACGGUAAAAAGGCUAGUGGAUCUUGGUACGCUUCUGGACCCAGUGUAGUUACUGCCAGUUCUCAGGUUUGGAAUAAACCUAGCCUGAGUCGAAAACAAUCGAUGGGUGAUCCUUUGGAAGCUGCGAAUGCGACCGCAACUCCUAUUGUUGCAAAUGCCGGCAAAUCCAGCGCCGGCAGGGUGAUUAGAAUUAUAAACAAUGCUGAUCAUACUGUACAGUGUCGUGUGUUAUUAAAUUUAAGAACAAGUCAGCCAUUUGAAGAGGUAGUAGAAGAUCUUGGUCAAGUGCUCAAAAUAAACGGUGCCAAACGAAUGUACACUGUAUCCGGACAAGAGGUACGCAGUUUUUCGCAGCUGAGAAACGAAUUCUCAGACGUGGAUACAUUUUACCUGGGAACUGGUACGUUGAACUCGCCUUUUAAAAGGUCACGAUCGAGGGGAGCCGUUGUAGUCGAUCCGACUGGAGCGGUUCGAGCUGAACGACAGGUACGAGCCAGAAGUAAAAGUCGAUCCAGGAUAUUGUACGCUCCGGAAAAUGAAAUAAUUAAAGCGACUCCUACCGAUUACACAUUGUUAGAAGUUUUAAAAGAAGAACCAGUUCGGGUGACGAUUAAAGGAAUGAGACGUACUUUUUAUCCGCCGGUUCAUCAUCCAGUCCAAGAUAAUAACCCGCCGGAAAAACGAGUGAUUUUGAAUUGGGUUCACGGUUAUAGAGGGACAGAUUCUCGAAGGAAUUUAUGGGUGUUGCCUACCGGAGAGCUUAUGUAUUACGUGGCUGCCGUAGCAGUGCUUUAUGAUCGGGAUGAAGACGCUCAAAGACAUUAUAUUGGGCAUACCGAAGAUAUUCAGUGCAUGGACCUGCAUCCAUCUCGAGAUAUGGUCGCAUCUGGUCAAAGAGCUGGUCGUACAAGGAAGACUCAAGCUCAUAUUAGAAUAUGGAGUACGGAAAGCUUACUAACGUUGUAUGUCUUCGGAAUGGGCGAAUUUGAAGUUGGAGUGUCUGCGGUCGCCUUUUCACAAUUGAACGGAGGAAGUUACGUAUUAGCUGUUGACGAUGGCAGAGAACGUAUAUUGUCUGUUUGGCAAUGGCAGUGGGGUCAUUUACUUGGCAAAGUGGCGACUCUGCAACAAGACGAGAUGACCGGCGCUGCUUUCCAUCCGUUGGAUGAUAAUUUAAUGAUAACCCAUGGCAAAGGUCAUCUGACCUUUUGGACACGGCGAAAAGACGGAUUUUUCGAAAGAACCGAUAUAAUUAAGCCGCCUUCUCGAACGAUCGUGACGAGUUUGCAGUUUGAACAAGACGGUGACGUGGUAACCGCCGAUAGUGACGGAUUUAUAACCAUUUAUUCGGUGGACAGUAACGGAGCGUAUUUCGUUCGUAUGGAAUUCGAAGCUCAUAAUAAAGGCAUCAGUUCUUUGGUUAUGUUAUCGGAAGGUACUCUUUUAUCGGGAGGUGAAAAAGAUCGAAAGAUUAUCGCGUGGGAUUCGUUACAGAAUUAUAAAAAAAUCACCGAGACCAAGUUGAACGAGAAUGUCGGAGGUGUUCGAACCAUCUAUCCUCAAAGACCUGGUCGAAACGAUGGUAAUAUUUACGUCGGUACUAUAAAGAACAACAUAUUAGAGGGUUCGCUGCAACGAAGAUUCAAUCAAAUUAUAUUCGGACACACGAAGCAAUUAUGGGGCUUAGCAGUACAUCCGGAUGAUGAAAUAUUCGCCACGGCAGGACACGAUAAAACAGUCGCCUUGUGGAGAAGGCAUAAACUCUUGUGGAGCAGUCAGCUUUUGUACGAAUGUGUCUCACUCGGUUUCCAUCCUUUCGGCGUCGCAUUGGCUGUCGGAUCGACCGAAGGAUAUUUGGUCAUUUUGAACGCAGAAAAUGGAGCAAUUGUAACCACGGUUCGAGUUUGCGGAUCACCUUUAAAUUGCGUUGGAUAUAAUCCAGCUGGAGACAUGGUAGCGAUUGGUUCACAAAACGGAAGCAUAUAUUUGUUCAGAGUUAGCCGAGACGGAUUUACGUGUAAAAAAUUGAGUAAAAUUAGAGGAACGCAGCCACUAAUGCAACUAGAUUGGAGCUGCGAUAAUAACUUUAUCCAAACAGUAACAGCUGAUUACGAUUUAGCAUAUUGGGAUGUUAAAGGAGCUAUACAAGAGAAGAGUCAUAUCGCUAUGAAGGAUAUCAAAUGGAGUACCCUCAAUUGCUCGGUGGGAUAUCUAAUCGCCGGUGUUUGGAAUAAUCGAUACUAUCCUAUGACAUCGUUGGUUACCACGGUUAACAGAUCAGCUGCCCACGACCUUGUCGUAUCUGGAGAUUCGGAUGGUCAUUUGAGAUUAUUCAGGUACCCUUGUAUUAAUCCUAAGGCUGAAUAUAACGAAGAGAAAGUCUACGGCGGUAUAAUAACUUGCGCUCGAUUCUUGUACAAUGAUCGAAACGUAGUUACCGUCGGAGGAACAGAUGCCUCGUUAAUGUUAUGGGAUGUGGUAGACGAAUAAUAUUUGUAGAUUUCGAACACUUCAGAGAUUACUUUACAUUAUGGUACUACAGGUUUUACCCUCAUCUGAAUUACGAGUAGGUAAAUCUGUUCUCCUAUUCCUCAGGAUCGAAGCAUUUUUCUAAAUAAAGGUUUUAGUAUCUCUUUAUAUCGUACAACUAAAUACAACGACAACGACGAACGAGACUAAUGAGUUACAUUAAUUUGAUUAAAACAUUGGUAAUACUCGUGUAAUGUUUAUAGAAGGACGAAUUAAUGUAAUUGUUCGAGAUCUACGGUCUACGGUUUACCAACUUGUAGUUGCUUUCGAAUGUUAUAUUUUCUUCUUUAUAAAUUCUACAGCACCAUUUCUAAGCAUGAAAAACUAAAGGACUAACUCGAAAAACUAGCCAUUUUAUAUUCUUGUAUAACUUUUAAUUUAACAUUAAAGUAAAAGUAUUCAGCUACUACGAUGAAUAACUGAUAGAAAUGUUAACAACAUCGAUGAGAUACGUAUUCCGGAUGAAUUAUCCGGCCAAGAAAUACAUCAGUACCUAUCUUUGAGAAUACGUAUACGAUUUGACCAGCGAGGCAGCGAAGGAAAAUUUCAUCUCGACACCUCACAUUCUUAAAUAAUUGUUCUCACCUGUGGAUUCAGUUUCGAAUUUUGAUUACCUACCUUCGAUUAAAGUAACACCAUUCUAAACCUAUUCAGUUCAAACUGAACAUUUCAACUUGCCAAGUUAUUUCAAAGUCUUCGCAUAUUAUUUUGUCUUCAUUUUUCGAACUAUACCUACCUAUAUUGGAAUGGGCAUUUUCAAUUACACCAAUUUCUUAAAUGAAGCGAUAUUCUCUUCUUAUUCACGUCUUUUACAGUAAUUUUACCUCUUUCUGUUUAUUUGAAUUCACACUAUGGAGUAUAGAAAAUAGAAAUGUUAGAGUUCUUCUUGCACCUUGUCAAUGAAUUGCAUUAUUUUUAAAAUGUAAAUUUUUUAAUGCAAUUUCAAAUUCGCACCUCUCUUUACAUUGUUUUUAUCAUUAUUAAAAUUUCAUUUUAUUGUUAUGUAAAUAAAGUUUUUCUGAAAAGGA
This is a messenger RNA of Planococcus citri (citrus mealybug), 4538 nucleotides long. It is a transcript of the gene DCX-EMAP, whose product is annotated as Doublecortin-domain-containing echinoderm-microtubule-associated protein. Gene Ontology annotation, cellular component: mitotic spindle. Gene Ontology annotation, molecular function: microtubule binding. Lineage: Eukaryota; Metazoa; Arthropoda; Insecta; Hemiptera; Pseudococcidae. The record is from RefSeq and is a predicted model, not a curated record. The coding region runs from base 292 to 3471 and encodes 1059 amino acids. The transcript has 20 exons. Gene Ontology annotation, biological process: microtubule cytoskeleton organization; intracellular signal transduction.